Molecule: messenger RNA, 441 nt
Organism: Pocillopora verrucosa
Lineage: Eukaryota; Metazoa; Cnidaria; Anthozoa; Scleractinia; Pocilloporidae
Source: RefSeq, a predicted model, not a curated record
AGCAGACAAAGCUGUCUACGGACGAGUUGCUUAGAUUCGUCUAUGUUCGAGAUGAAGAACUUUGUAGUCUUGGUGGUACUUCUCGCUCAUGUGAGUUGCAUCCUAAAUAGCCCCAUCCGUCGACAGCGAGGUGGUGGAAAGAAGGAUAUGAUGAAUUGGGCAACGAAAUACAUGCUGAAGUAUGGCUACCUCAAUUCAAGUGAAAUGGCCUUGGUAAAGGAUGAAAAUUCUCCCAUGUUUAAGAAAGCAAUGAUGAGGCUCCAACGAUUUGGACAUAUUCCAAUGACAGGAAAUAUCAAUACAGAAACAACGAAGUUACUUAACAAGUCAAGAUGUGGAGUGAAGGACCCAGAUCUAACAACGUCAGGAAUAUCUAAAAGAAAUGUGGGAGAAUUCAACCUGCUGGGAGGUAUUUGGAGGUAUUUGGAGAAAGAAAGGUAA